AUGGAAAACAAGGAUUGGAAAGUUGGAAAACGCGUUGAAGGUAGAAGCAUCGAAACGUCAGUGAAGUUGGGAGAGGCUUUGAUAUUUUGGAGCAGUUGUAAGAAAUUGACGCCAAUAAUCUACACUCUCAUUGUUGCCUCAUUGCCUCGCGGAUAUGGCAAUGCAAAUUGCCUCGUGCCAAGUGUUCUCUGGGCAGCGAAUAGACGCUUAGAAAUUAGGCUCGACUCUCUCCCUCUCACUCAACUUCUUCCAUGUGAACUCUUCACAGUUAAACUAAACAAACCAAAUUUGUAUUCGAGUGUGCAUAAUUCAGAACUCCAUUCCAUUCCAUCUACUCUUCUCCCCACCUUCUUUCUAUCUGACUCUGCUUGGGGACACCAGCAGAUUGAAGUCUACACAAUUUCUCGUUGGUCACAUUUCGAAAGGGUACGUCAAUAG
Messenger RNA from Rodentolepis nana, 438 nucleotides. The record is from the annotation of a GenBank genome assembly. Lineage: Eukaryota; Metazoa; Platyhelminthes; Cestoda; Cyclophyllidea; Hymenolepididae.